Molecule: messenger RNA, 2368 nt
Organism: Oncorhynchus tshawytscha (Chinook salmon)
Lineage: Eukaryota; Metazoa; Chordata; Actinopteri; Salmoniformes; Salmonidae
Product: neuronal membrane glycoprotein M6-b
Exons: 7
Coding region: 344-1213 (289 amino acids)
Biological process (GO): axon development; central nervous system myelination
Cellular component (GO): myelin sheath; plasma membrane
Molecular function (GO): structural constituent of myelin sheath
Source: RefSeq, a predicted model, not a curated record
GGGAUGCUAUGUGCCUGGAGGCAGGGAUGGGUCAUGUGGUUGAGUUCAUUCUAUACUAUAAAAUAGGGUGGGCGCUCAAAAAUCUACCGUGAUCAACGUUUUUAUCCAUCGCCGAAUUGGGAUUGCAAGUGACAUACAGCCAAAGCGUUCGCUGGCAUCGUUUAGGGACCACUAAUCUGUACAAAAUCGGACAAGACCUUUGAAUCUUGAAAUGGGAUUGUAGCCUAGUAUAUACAGAGGAGCUAAGCUUGAGAGGGUGAGGGAGGGAGGGAGAGAGAAAGAGAGAGCAAAGUCAGAAUCCAAAAGACAGGGAGAAAAAGUAUUCAAAGGAAAACAUUCCAAAAUGGAUGGGACGAAGCCAGUCAUGGAGUCUACCACAGAGGAAAACCAAGAGGAGAGGGAAGAAAGCAAAGGUUGCUUCGAAUGCUGCAUCAAGUGUCUGGGCGGCGUGCCCUACGCCUCGCUGGUGGCCACCAUCCUCUGUUUCUCCGGCGUGGCUCUGUUCUGCGGGUGUGGUCACGUGGCGCUGACCGGUACACUGACCAUGCUGGAGAAUCACUUCUCUCAGAUCACCACUGACCACGCCACCCUCACCAUCGUGAUGCAGACCAUGCAGUACGUCAUCUACGGCAUCGCCUCCUUCUUCUUUGUUUAUGGGAUCAUCCUGCUGGCUGAGGGCUUCUACACCACCAGCGCCGUCAAGAAGGAGCUGCAGAGCCAGUUCAAGACCACCGUGUGUGGCCGCUGCAUCACAGCCACGUUUGUGUUCCUUACGUAUAUCCUGGGCCUGGCCUUCCUGGGGAUCUUUGGCUUCUCAGCCAUUCCCGUCUUCCUCUUCUACAACAUGUGGACUACCUGUGCUGCCAUGAAGUCCCCCAUGGCCAACAUCACCGAUCCCGACUCCAUCUGUGUGGACGUCAGGCAGUACGGUAUUAUUCCAUGGAACGCGACACCCGGAAAAGCCUGCGGAUCUACACUAGGAGACAUCUGUAGCACCAGCGAGUUCUACCUGUCUUUCCACCUGUACAUUGUUGCGUGUGCUGGGGCAGGCGCCACCCUCAUUGCAUUGAUCCACUAUCUGAUGAUCCUGUCGGCAAACUGGGCCUACCUGAGGAGCUCCUGCAACCAGAACGAGUACCAGGACAUCAAGACAAAGGACGACGACGUGGAGGAAGGUGGCUCCAAGGAGGGUCUCAACUCCUCUUACUCAUAAGAACCGGCCAACCACCCCUUCACACACUUCCUCACACCUAACCUCCAACCCCCUUCUGGGUAAAACCAACACCUGGGUCUCCUUCACUAUGGGCGGUGUUCUGACUUGAGAUAUGUUCACUCAACUCAAAUUUUCACACGUUGGCUACGUUUACACAGGGAGCACAAUUCUGUUAUUUUUUUCCCACUAAUUGGUCCUAUGACCAAUCAUAUCUUUUCACAUCAACUCUUUUUCGGAGCUUAUCUGAUUGGUCAAAAGACCAAUUAGUGAACAAAAUAUCAGAAUUGGACUGCCUGUGUAAAUGAAAUGCAGCCCAUGUCUUCCAUUAACAUCAAUGGACAAUUUAAGCUAAGGUCUGAGUUGAGCACACUUUUCUCAAAUCUGAAUCAUGUCCUUUGUCCAAACAGGAGCAAACGUUUUCAAACGGAACAGGUAUAUGAGAAGUUCCUAUUGGAUGAGCUCAGGUUAGGUGGUACCUCUUCCUGUUUGCUCUCGAUUGGACCGUUACUGAGCGCAACCCUGCUGCCAUAGCCUAACUGCUCUGAAUCAAUCACAGCACAGCACUAACACAGCGAAUAACCGCCUAACAAUAAGGUCACUGUCUGCACAACUCCUGAGGAAGCGUGCCACAAAAUGUCCUGUUUCUUUGGUGUUUUAUAAAUAUGAAUAUAUUGUGCGAAUGUGUAUGUAUGAAUGUUUUUUUUUUUAUACUACUUCAAAAUAUGACAGGUUUACUAUUAUAUUUAUCUGGUCUUCUCUUAUUUCUGGUAUUUUUCUCCUUUGGUUAUCUUAUCGCAACCCUGUUUUACCUGAUUUCGUUUUUUGCUUUUUUUAUGGUAAUGCUUGUAUCAAAAAUAUAAAGAAGUAAAGUAGACUUCCAAAACCCAUGUAAACAUUACAUACACAGCAUCUCAGGGUGCCUCUCAUAGAAUAUAGUCCUACUAUUACAUUAACUUUCCCAAUCCUUUGUUGACAUCCAGCAAUUUCUGUUAAGUAAUUCUUCAUUUUGGCCUGAGGAGAAAAACGUGUGCUGUACCCUAACCGGAUUGGACACAUUCACUAAUGUGACUGUUGGCCCAAAGCAGCAGUUCUGUCAGCAGCUGUCUGCAGUGUUAACGCAUUACCUUGACCCGCAAGGGAAACAUCUAGCCUGGU